Molecule: messenger RNA, 4829 nt
Organism: Vigna umbellata (rice bean)
Lineage: Eukaryota; Viridiplantae; Streptophyta; Magnoliopsida; Fabales; Fabaceae
Product: helicase-like transcription factor CHR28
Biological process (GO): DNA repair
Cellular component (GO): nucleus
Molecular function (GO): ATP-dependent activity, acting on DNA; ATP binding; metal ion binding
Source: RefSeq, a predicted model, not a curated record
UGAGAGGAUAUCACGCGCAUGCAACGCGUGAGAGUAUCUGGGUACUUCUUUCUGGUCAACAACAGGGAAGUUGCAGUAUGAAUAAGGAAUAGAAAACCAAGAGCACAGACCAAUGAUAAGCCUUCUUAACAUGCGCACACUCUCUUCCGUAACGAACCCAAACGGUAUUUAAACUGUGCACACAGGCGUUCUUCACGUUUUACCAUUCUCUCUCUAAUUUUUAUUUUUUCUUUUGCCUUUUCUGACUCUUGGCUCCUCAAUUGGGACGAAAAGUCGAAGCUUCCAAGAAACCGAACCAUCCAUAGCUGACUCCGCAAUCUUUCUUCGAUUUCACACUUUAUUUCUCUGAAUUCUCCGCUAUGCGAUUUGGGGAGAAGGUCUUGCUUCUGUUUCAGUGUGGCUUUUUUCGCAGUUUAAGGAACCGGGAUUAGGGUUUUUGCGGCGGUGUCAUGGCGGAUGAUGAUGUCGACUUUUCGAAACUGUUCCAUGGUGAUGAUGAUGACGAUGGCAUGUUUUAUAUAGAUAUGAACACCGUUCAGAAGGUUCUUGAUGAAGACGAUAAUUGUGAUUUUCUGGAGAAAUUUCCCGAUGAUUCUUCAUCAAAAAAUGUUUCACCCAGUGAAUCUGGAACUCAUGACUCAUUUCAGAUACAAAAUGGGUCUCAAGUGUUAGAAGAACAACAGUUUUCUAGGUUGGGCUUUGCAGAUUCAGUCACGAGUUGUUCUCCGUUCUGCUCAGAUGGCUCGGAUUCUGGUGUCAGAGGUUCAUUUGGUGUAUCUGAUUCUGUAGCAAAUUCUUGGCUUGAUAUUGAACCUGAAAACGAGGGACCUCAAUCCCAGGCAUGCUCCUCCCCAAAUGCAUUUCCCGGUAAUCUCAGUACCCUCUCCCCAGGUGAAAGUGAUGAGGUUUUCUGCACAGAGAGGACCAGAGUCUCUAAACAUGAGAUACCUGCUUGCAGUGUGGAAUCAAGUUUCCCUGAGGCACAGUCAAAAGAUAUAUCAAUUUGUAGAGAUAAUUUGAAUCCAAGUCCGUGGAAAGUUGAAAAUGAGAUCCAAUUCAAGCAUUUCCGAGAGGAUGUUGAAUUUGAAAAUACUUCAAUCAGUUCUAUAGUUGACAAUGAUGAUAUAAAUAUCGAAGGUUAUGUUGAAGACACCACUGGAGGAGUUUCCGGGCCACAGGAAAAUGAUUCGUGUACAUCUUUUGAAACAUUUAUGGAUGCUGAUAGAUUUUUGCAUGUUGCAACUUCACCUGAUUCUACUAUUGGUCAAGGUUCUCAUGGUUCCAGUGAUUUCAUUGACUACCAUGGAUCUUCAACUUAUUACGAGGGAAUGCAUAGUGGACCCUUUGUUGCUGACUCUUCUCUUGGUAUUUUUCCAAAUGGUUUUUGCUCUCAAUUGCCAAAUGACGAAAUGAUGAAUAACAUGAAGGCCAAAAGUGUGGAGUUAAAUUCUGAUAUUUCAUGUAUGAGUAAUGGCAUGCCCUCAAACACUACUGGGUGGACGUCUUUUCAAGAUUUAACUGAUAAUGUUUAUCCAUCUUUUCAUUCUAGAAAAGUUAAUUUUGAUGACCUGCCAUCAUUGUCUCUUUCAGCUUAUGAUUCAUACGUACCAUAUGAAGACCAUUAUCAGGAUGCUAAGUUCAAUGUAGGCCAAUCGGUGAGACAAACACCUGAUAUUUUUUCUUCUAUAGGGUCUCAGGCUUACCAAUUUUAUGAGAAUGAGGAUAAUUAUGCAGUUAUAUCUGGGAUAUCCAAUCAAUAUCAAGAUAUCAAUGGUAGAAUUGCUAGUUUUCAAGAAAAUGUGGACAAUUUGAAUUUACAAGCUGCAAAUAUAUCUUGGCCCCAUGCCCAGGCACUAAUUACCAGUGAGAACCAGUUUGGUUGUGUUAAGAGAGAAGGAGGGGUUCGACAUAAACUUGCUGAUUCUCAUCUUUCAAAAGGAAAAUUUGAGAAUUUCCAUGUCGAGGAAGACCCUGAUGUUUGCAUUAUUGAAGACAUCAGUCAUCCUGCUCCGACAAGUCUAUCUACAAUCAGUGGGAAUUCGUCUAAUAUUUCUCAAUCGUCUAGAUAUGCUGAUUCUCAGUCUUACAUGGCUGGAAGUACUAGGCUGAAGGCAUGUGAUGAGCGUAAUAUAUUACGGGUUGCAUUGCAGGAUCUAUCUCAGCCAAGGUCAGAAGUUAGUCUACCAGAAGGGUUGUUGGCAGUUCCUCUCUUAAGGCAUCAGAGAAUUGCUUUAUCAUGGAUGGUUCAAAAGGAAGCAUCAAGUUUUAAUUGCUCAGGAGGAAUUCUUGCAGAUGAUCAGGGACUUGGAAAAACAGUAUCAACUAUUGCAUUAAUAUUAAAGGAAAGACCUCCAUUACCUAAUGGGGGCACCAAUGCCCACAAAAGUGAAUUGGAUUCUCUGAAUCUGGAUGUGGAUGAUGACGUGCUUCCUCAGAACGGUAGAGUAAAGGAAGAAUCUAAUACUUGUGAGGAUGAGUCAAGUAGACAUCCAAUCAAGAGUAUGAAUUUGCAAAACCAAGCAAAGGGAAGGCCAUCUGCCGGGACCCUUAUUGUUUGUCCCACUAGUGUCCUACGUCAAUGGGCAGAGGAGUUGCGUAGCAAGGUAACUAGUCAAACAAAAAUCUCUGUGCUAGUAUACCAUGGAAGCAAUCGGACAAAAGAUCCUUAUGAGGUUGCAAAGUAUGAUGUUGUUCUAACAACUUAUUCCAUUGUCAGCAUGGAGGUUCCUAAGCAGCCUUCAGCUGACAAAGAUGAUGAGGAAAAAGGAAAUGUUGAAGAUCAUGCUGUACCGAGUAGGAAAAGAAAAAGUCCCUCUAAUUCUAGUAAAAAUGGCAAGAAGAGAUCAGAUGGAACAGUUCUUGAAACUAAUGCUCGCCCGCUUGCAAAGGUGGCAUGGUUUAGGGUUGUCUUGGAUGAGGCACAAAGUAUAAAGAAUCACAAAACUCAAGUUGCAAGGGCCUGUUGGGGUCUUCGUGCUAAGCGAAGAUGGUGUUUGUCAGGGACUCCUAUCCAGAAUGCAAUUGACGAUCUCUACAGUUACUUCAGAUUUCUAAGAUAUGACCCUUAUGAUGUCUAUACAUCAUUUUAUUCUAAAAUUAAGAACCGAAUUAGUAGAGAUCCAGCAAACGGAUAUAGAAAGCUACAAGCUGUCUUGAAGACUAUAAUGUUACGCCGGACCAAAGGUACACUUCUUGACGGGGAACCUAUUAUUUCCUUGCCGCCUAAAUAUAUAGAGCUGAAAAAGGUUGAUUUUUCAACUGAGGAACGUGAUUUCUAUUACAAACUAGAGGCUGAUUCACGUGCACAGUUCCAGGAAUAUGCUGAUGCUGGCACUGUCAAGCAAAAUUAUGUCAACAUUUUGCUGAUGCUCCUGCGCCUUAGACAAGCUUGUGAUCACCCUUUGCUUGUCAAGCGAUACAAUUCAAACUCUCUAUGGAGAUAUUCGGUUGAGAUGGCAAAGACACUUCCUCAGGAAAAACAAAUCUCUCUUCUGCAAUGUUUAGAGGCUUCUUUGGCCCUCUGUAGCAUUUGUAACGAUCCUCCGGAAGAUGCAUUUGUUUCAGUUUGUGGUCAUGUUUUCUGUAACCAAUGCAUAUGUGAACAUCUUACUGGUGAUGACAACCAGUGCCCUGCUGCAAAUUGCAAAAUUCGACUGAGCACAUCUAGGGUAUUCUCAAAAGUCACUCUGAACAAUUGUCUUUCUGACCAGGGUUGUGAUAAUUCACCUGGUUGCCCUGCUUCUGAAGUGGAAGAAUUUGAGCCUUGGUCUCAAAGUCAGUCAUAUGAAUCUUCAAAAAUAAAGGCUGCACUUGAGGUUUUGAAAUCACUGCGUAAGCCACAGUCCUAUACCUCAAAAAGCACUUCUGAGAAUAGAACUUUGAGGGAAGAUAAUGGUUGCCCUGGGAACCCCUCGGAUGUUGAAAAUGGGAAAUCCUCAAUUAAUUCUCAUGAGUGUCAAAAUUUGUCUGAUGAGAAUAGAUACCAUAGUGAUUCAGUUACUGUCGUAGGGGAGAAAGCUAUAGUGUUUUCUCAGUGGACGAGGAUGCUAGAUUUGCUUGAAGAGUGUCUCAAGAAAUCUUCGAUUAAUUAUAGAAGGCUUGAUGGAACAAUGUCGGUUGUUGCCAGAGAUAAAGCUGUUAAAGAUUUUAACACUCUUCCCGAGGUAUCAGUUAUAAUUAUGUCUUUGAAGGCUGCCAGUCUUGGUCUAAACUUGGUGGUAGCUUGCCAUGUUCUUAUGCUAGAUUUAUGGUGGAAUCCUACAACUGAAGACCAAGCAAUAGAUAGAGCACAUCGAAUUGGGCAGACUCGUCCUGUGACUGUCUUGAGAUUAACUGUGAAAGAUACAGUUGAAGAUCGAAUUCUAGCUCUGCAGCAAAAGAAGAGAACGAUGGUUGCAUCUGCCUUUGGGGAGGAUGGAACUGGUGAUCGUCAGAGUCGCCUCACUGUGGAUGAUUUAAAAUAUUUGUUCAUGAUGUGAUUAGACGUACAUAUUUACAUAUAUAGUCAACAUUUUUUUGAUUGGUGAUUUUUUACCUGGGGUGGGGUAGGGGGAUGGUAUUAUCUUCGGUUUCUUUCUGCUGACUGCUGAAGAAACCAGAAACAAAUUUUCUAACAAAGAAUUGCAAGUAGUAACAAGGUCCGUAUUAACGAAUGACUUGAAGAUUAUAUGAAAUGUUUAUGUUUAGAAUGAGAUGUUUCAUUCUUUGAACUGGAAAUUUUAGUUAAAUCUUGCAUCAUUGUAGGAUAUGUAGAGAACAGAAACAUAUAUAGCAACAGAGAUUUCAUGGAUUGUUUCUUUUCAUUGUAAAUUAUAUAGAAAUUUUCUCUC